UUCCGUUUGGUAAAAGUUAUAUCUUGAGAAGUCUCAUUUUACUGAGGUAAUCCUAUUCUUAACUCCUUAGAGAACUCAUUACAAAAAUAUUGGAUAAGUUCAGUUUCAUUUCCUUUUCGAUCAACUAUGAUGCCACAUCGAAUGUACUGCACCUCUUUCAUCGUUUUUACAUUCUGCAUGACAACUUCCGGAAGGAAGCAUAACUUUGAAUUCACUGCCAUUGGUGAGAAAGAUUAUCAGUACUGCCCCUCCGCCCUGGAAGUUGAAAACACCAAAACAGAGGAAUUCCUAGAUAUAGAAUAUCUAGAUGGCUUGUGCAAGAAUGUGGUAAGUGUUGCUAGAAUGAAAGUAUCUGGUAAUUUCCAUGGCGUAGCAGAGGCACUUUUCAAUAAGCUACCAAGACUCGAAGAUUUUCAAGGAAAUGACAUGGAGAACUUGACAGAUAUUACUAUUGGUACAUGGAAUCUGAAGAGCUUGGAUUUCUCCAGGAACAACUUGGAGAAAGUAACUAUAGAAUUCAUGGAUGAACUCAUGAACCUAAAUCUGUCUCAUAACCUUCUGACCGAUGACAGCAUAAUGAUGACCAGUAUGAGACCUCCCCUAUCUUUAAAAAUGAGAGUUUUAGAUCUUUCUUACAAUAAACUUACCAAGCUAGACACAUUGUAUCCCUUCUGGAAUCUCAAGAAGUUCAUUUUGAAUGACAAUCAGAUCACUAGCAUCAAACCAGGAAUACUGCAGAGAUAUCCUAACUUGGUAACACUGAACUUGGCCAGAAACAAAAUCCUGAAUCUUCCCAACGGUAUGUUUACGGGACUUAUACACUUGGUGAACUUGGAUUUGAGCUAUAACCAGUUGACUAAUGCCAAUAUAAAAAUCAUCAAUUCCUUGCGAAGUUUAGAGUUCCUAGACAUGAUUGGUAAUGACAUUACCGUUUUUGACUACGAUGAUUUGGAUCACCAUUUGGAGAUAUUGAGAAUCAACGAAUACCACACUUAUAUUCAUGGUAAACGUGUAAAUAUAAAGAAUAAGGAAAAUAAAAUCAUCACCACAACUACAGAAAUCAGCAGUUCAAUGUUUACUUAUCUGAAAUAAUUUUCCAUAAUUAUUUUUUUGAAUGGUUAUUGUUGUGAAUAGUUAUAUUGCUAUAUUUUUUCAUACAAUAAAGACUUUUAUUAUUUACCUA
Molecule: messenger RNA, 1183 nt
Organism: Harmonia axyridis
Lineage: Eukaryota; Metazoa; Arthropoda; Insecta; Coleoptera; Coccinellidae
Product: leucine-rich repeats and immunoglobulin-like domains protein 3
Exons: 2
Coding region: 127-1092 (321 amino acids)
Molecular function (GO): protein binding
Source: RefSeq, a predicted model, not a curated record